This is a messenger RNA of Ilex paraguariensis (yerba mate), 187 nucleotides long. The record is from the annotation of a GenBank genome assembly. Lineage: Eukaryota; Viridiplantae; Streptophyta; Magnoliopsida; Aquifoliales; Aquifoliaceae.
AUGGAACAUAAUGAAGCUUCCAUGCCAGUGAAGAAAGCAAAACCUGCAGGCCAUACCCGGAAAAGGCGACCGCUCAAGGCUAAGCUGUAUACUGAAUUGGUGGAGACACUAACUAUCAUGGCAGCAGGAGGAGGAGAAGAUAAAAAGAUCAGCAAAGGACAUGGAAGCAAAAGCUCCUCCACAACCA